AUGGAUCUAGCAAGUGGGGCCCUAACGGCUGCAGCCGCUGUCGCAGCAGGAGCAUAUCUGAAUGCUAAACUAACAAUUGGAACGGAUUUGACGCGAUUGAGGCACGAUAAAACAUGGACGAAGAGACUUCUGAGCCGCAUAGCGGAGAUGGGAGAUACUUGCUCGACAUACGCUAUGUUUGAUAAAGUAAAUGAGGGCAUUGAAUUCCUCUGGUUUGAAGGCCGAACAUGGACAUAUGGAGAGAUGAAGCGAGAAACCCAGAAGCUUGCUGCUUUCUUGGAAUCCGCCGGCGUCAAGAAAGGCGAUUAUGUCGGUGUGUUUAUGGCCAAUUCGCCUGAGAUGGUGAUAACCAUAUUGGCUCUUUCCAAACUAGGGGCAAUUGGCGCCUUAAUAAACACAUCUCUGAGAGAUGCAACGUUAAGACACUGCUUAGAUGUGUCGACAGCGAAUAUCAUGAUUUCAACCCCGAAUCUUGCAGAAUUCGUGCAAGAUCCUAUACAGCACUUCUCGCUGAGCAUUGGUUCUUAUCCCUCAGAAUUCAGUGCUCAGACAGGAAGUGCCACGUAUGUUGAUCUUACGUCUUUGCCAAUUCCGCAGGUCAUUGCGCCGACCGCGAAGGCUACAAUUGAAGAGCUUGCUGUGCUCGUAUAUACGUCAGGAACAACAGGAAAGCCAAAAGCAUGCGCGAUUCGAAAUCAUCAAAUGUUUGUAGCGUCGAAUCCUCUUACCCAGGAUCUUGACAACGUGAAAAAGUACUUCCCACUACGCACCUACUCGCCUCUGCCUCUGUUUCAUGGCACAGCGCUCUUCACCGCGUUUUGCUACAACAUUGGCACCUCAUCCACAAUCUGCCUGGCUCGCAAGUUUUCCACUUCCCGGUUCUGGAAGGAUGUUACCGAAUCUAGAGCAACUCGUAUUUUAUAUGUUGGCGAGCUCUGUCGCUAUCUCGUUCACUCCCCACCUACGCCAUAUGACCGCGCCCACAAAUGUAUCGUUGCUGCCGGAAACGGCCUUCGAGCGGAAAUCUGGGACGCUUUCAAGGAAAAGUUUGGAGUGGACGAGAUUCGAGAGUUCUACCGCUCAACUGAGGGUCUUGCGAAGUACGACAACUUUAACUAUGGAGCCUGGGGAGGAGGCAAGGUUGGAUUUGCGGGACCUUUACGGCGGUAUCUCGAGAAUGAUACUAUAAUUGUACUGAGCGACCCCGCGACUGAGAAACCUUAUCGAGAUCCCAAAACUGGUUUCUGCAUUAGAGCUAAACUUGGUGAGGUGGGAGAAGCAAUUGGAAGAGUAAAGAAUCGUGGUCUACUUACAGAAUAUUUGAAUAAUUCCCCAGCAACAGAAGAAAAGAUCAUGAGAGAUGUGUUCGAGAAGGGAGAUUGCUUCCAGAGUACAGGCGACCUGGUGAUACAGGACGAGUCUGGAUGGGUCCGUUUUCAUGACCGCAUGGGUGACACCUUUCGCUGGAAAGGAGAAAAUGUCAGCGCUGGUGAGGUACGAGAACACCUUGCGAAGCUUGACGGCGUUAUUGAUGCUGUAGUGUAUGGGGUAAAGCUACCAAGCUAUGACGGACAAGCUGGUGCGGCAGCCAUCACAUUAGAUGGAACGUCAGAAGCCGUAUUCAUGAACAACUUGUAUGCUGGACUUAAGAAGACGGGACUACCAUCCUACGCCAUGCCUCGUCUUGUGCGAAUAACUCCAGAAAUUGAAGCAAACGCAACCUUCAAGAAGUCCAAGGGAGACCUCGUAAAGAAGACGUGGGUUUCGGAAGAUAAAUCGAAUAGCCAGGAUAAACUCUAUUGGCUUAAUGGAACCUCAUACGAGAAGCUAGAUGCUGCGAGUUGGGCGAGAAUCGAAAUAGGAAAAGCAAAACUAUAA
Glarea lozoyensis ATCC 20868 is the source of this 1878-nucleotide messenger RNA. Its product is annotated as Acetyl-CoA synthetase-like protein. The record is from RefSeq and is a predicted model, not a curated record. NCBI's taxonomy places the organism in Eukaryota, Fungi, Ascomycota, Leotiomycetes, Helotiales, Helotiaceae. The transcript has 5 exons. Gene Ontology annotation, molecular function: long-chain fatty acid transmembrane transporter activity; long-chain fatty acid-CoA ligase activity. The coding region runs from base 1 to 1878 and encodes 625 amino acids.